AUUAAAGUUCCCCAUGAUUGGCACCAUGGUGACGUAAGCGGUUGGAGCGAAGCUUUUACACCUUGGAGCAUCAGAGCUCAAUUCCGACAUCAUCUGUAAGGAAUCUGCAUGUCUUCCUCGUGAAUGUGUGGGUUUCCUCUGGGUGCUCCGGUUUCCUCCCACAGUCCAAAGACAUACCAGUUACUUCAAAUGUUUUGUAGAGAAGAUAAGCUGACUCAACAAUGGGUGUAAAGGGACUCCAGCAGUUUGUAGAUCACAUCUGCCCAGCUGUGAGAGUAUGGGUAGACCUGAAGGAGAUGGCAGAGCAGUACAGGCACUCCCAUCCUGGACGUUCUCCUGUCGUGAUGGUGGACACCAUGGCAUGUCUGCGAUAUUGGUACACGUCGGAGGCUUGGGUACACGGUGGUCAAUGGCGUGAGUAUUUAGAGAGUCUGAAAUCCUUUGUGAGUGCUUUCUCAGCAGCCAGCAUAGAGCUGGUGUUUGUCUUUGAUGGGGUAAUAGAAGAGAAGAAAAGGGAUGAAUGGAUCAAACGACGUCUGAGGAAUAACCAAGAGAUUGCAACCAUCUUUCAGUACAUAAAAGCAACUGCCUGCCAACCAGGAAGAGAUAUGUUCUUCAUUCCAUCUGGGCUGGCCACCUUCACUCGCUUUGCCUUAAAAUCAUUGGGCUUAAACGUCAUAAAUUCCCUGAAAGAGGCCGAUUAUGAGAUAGCUAGCUACGCAAGGCUAAAUGACGGUAUGGCAAUUCUGAGUCAGGACACAGAUUUCCUCAUUUAUGACACUGUGCCAUACCUCUCUAUAUAUAAUCUGUCCCUGGAUAAGCUAACUACUGUCAUGUACUCUCGUGAAAACCUCUGUCACGCUCUCAGGCUGCAGAUGAUGGACUUACCACUCUUGGCCUGUCUUCUUGGUAACGACAUUGUGCCUGAAAACGUGGUGGGGAGACUGAAGAGCCAGUGCCUGGCUGAAUACUCGCUAGGUGGCCCAAAUGCAAGGCAGAGAAAGGAGAUGGUGGCAGCAGUGGCAUGUUACAUCUCCAGUGUGGACCAUUCGCAUAGGGGCUUGAAAGAGGUGGAAAGAAACCUGCAACACCACUCAGGCGAAAGCUUGCUAGAAAAGGGAGUGGAAAGUUACUUACUGCCUGGGCAGCGCUCACCAUGGCUCCCCCUCAACAAAAUACCUCCUGCGACUCCCCAGUGUGAGAUGCCCAUAUACUCAGACCUUAAGAUUUUACAGUUUGCAAGAGAGAAGCAUUUCAAAGCUGAGAGCUCUAUGGUUUAUAAGAUCUUGAGUACUGGAGAGGUUGACUGCAGCAACACACUGGAAGAUGAGUUGGAUCCAGACCUUCCUGGACAAGCAAUUGUUUAUCGAUCUGCUCGACAGUCUGUUUAUGGCAUUCUUCUAGCAGCUGAAUCAGAAGCCCAGCCUAAUUCUGUCACAUCAUGCCGUACUGUAAAGGAAUGGUUUGUAUAUCCAGGUAACCUGCUCCAGCAGCCAGAUCUUGUGCCAGCUCUACCACCAGAACUACCAGGAGGAAUUCCAGAUUUACAAACCUUGUGGCUAACAGAGGGAUCAGUGGUUGAGGAAUUGCGCUAUCGCACAUUUCUCGCGUGCUUUGGCAUACAGGAUUUUAUUGAGGAAUUUCAGCAUCUGGAAGAUCCCACAAUUACUGCGGUUUGCUGCCUACUCACCUAUAUCACACUGCAAGUCAGCACAUUAUCUCUGGAGGACCUGAAUGCAUAUUUGGCCCAAAUGCUAUGUAUUCAAGAGAAGUCAGCUGACCAUCUCAGUCAGAUACAGGUGCCCUGUGUUGAUUCACGAGCUGUGCACCUGGCUUCCCUUUUUAUACGGGGCCUGGCUAUGCUCAUUUCAAUUAACAGUGCUUGUGGCUUCCCAUUUAAAAUGGUCGAUCUGAUGCCAUGGGAGGUGUUUGAUGGGAAGCUUUUCCAUACAAAGUACCUGCAGUCUCACAGUGGAAGUACAAUGGAGGACCUCCUGGAAAAGAACGAUGUGAUGGUUCACAAGUUUCAGAAGCUAAAGGCCCUCAUUAACACUGUAUGUGCAGGGAAGAAUAGGAUUAUACAGAGCCAGCCUUGGCCUCUUGUCCCAGGAAGAAGAAUGCCUGACUUCCAUGGUAGGGGUAGCCAUCACACUUUCCAGGGUGCACACUCCACCCAUCGCCCAUGGUAUCAGGGACGAUAUCCACAGCCUCGUUGGACCAACUCAGCCCAAAGAGGUAGAAGACCUCGAGUUCGGCCAGGGUUCUGCCACAGGAGACCACUGUAGAUUUACGAUUCAAUUACAAUGGCUGAUACUCAAUCUGGAAUCGAAUUAAGAGGUGGUAAAACUCUUCCUGAAGUUAAACAAACAAAGAAAUCAGAGGAAGUCUCUACUUCAGAAAGAAUGCUUUCUUUAAUAGAAGCUAUUAAUGCUAAGAUCGGUAUGGUGGACACCAAGAUCGAUAAACUGACGAACGCUAAUGAAAAGCUUGCAAAAACCAUUUUCGCUGUUCAGGAAUCUUUGAAGAAUCUGGAAGUUCAAUAUCAUACGUUUAACCAGAUUACUCAUAGAAUUGAAAGAGAACAGGAGUUAAUGAGUCAAACAAUUAAAGAACCCAAGAAUUGAAAAUGUCUUUAAUGGAAAAGAAAAUUAAUGAGGUUACUUCGGAGUUAUCAAGAAUUAAGAAGAAAAUGAUCGAUCUGGAAAGCAGAAGUCGCAGGAUGAAUUUAUGCAUACUGGGUUUGCCUGAUAAUACGGAAACCAGUGAGCCAUUAAAGUUCUUUUCAAACAUGUUAUAUUCAAUUUUUAGUGAGAUUCUUGAAGCCUGUCCGAUACUGAACAGAGCCCACCGAAUUCCACAUCCUAAGCCUUCAGCCGAAAUGAAACCUUGUCCUGUGGUAUUAUGUUUGCAUUAUUUUACAAACAGAGAAGGUAUUCUUUGGCAUGCAAGCAAAACAUACAUAGGCAUCCAUUAGUCUUGCGAGACCAUGGAUCUGUGCCUGGAAAGUCUUCACUCUCCAGGGCACAGGCCUGGGCAAGGUUGUAUGGAAGAGCAGCAGUUGCCCAUGCUGCUAGUCUCCCCUCUCCACGACACCGAUGUUGUCCAAGGGAAGGGCAUUAGGACCCAUACAGCUUGGCACUAGUGUCGUCGCAGAGUAAUGUGUGAUUAAGUGCUUUGCUCAAGGACACAACACGUUGCCUCAGCUAGGGCUCAAACUCACGACCUUCAGGUCGCUAGUCCAAUGCCUUAACCACUUGGCCACUUGCAAGGAAAAGGGAUAAGCUAAUUUAUAACGGAGUAAAGAUUCGUAUAGUUGAAGUUCUUACCCCAGAGAUUUAUUUUGAAAGAAUUAAAUAUCGGGAAGUCAUGGCUGAACUUUAUAAGAUCAACUGUCGUCCCUGUCUGUGUUAUCCGGCUCAUCUGAUAAUUACUCCACCUAAUACUCGUCCAAAACGGAUUGAUUCCCCAGAAGACGGUUGGAAAUUUAUAAAUGAGUUUAAGCCCAUUUCGCAAGCAAUUUGAAAAGUUAAUCCUUAGCUGGGAGCUGUUUGUAGCGGCUUCGAUGAAAGUCUGUUCCACAUUUUAUGAGUGCCCAGACAUGGAGUUGGUUGAUUUACUUAGAUCUGUUGCUGUUUGCUUUAAUAGUUAAUGUAGCUUUGGAUUUUAUGUAUAUAUAUAUACACUUACUUAUUUUUCUCUUUGAUUUAUAAGUCUUUAACAUUAGUUGUAGUAUAUUAGUUGGUGCAGCUCCUCAGAGGCCAUGUUAGGGAUCUGGAGCUGCAGCUUGAUGACCUACUGCUUAUCAGGGAAAGUGAAGAGGUGAUAGACAGGAGCUACAGGGAGGUAGUCAUCCCUAGGCUACAGGGGUCAGAAAACUGGGUCACUGUCAAGAGAGGAAAGGGAACUGGCCGGAUAGUGGAGAGCACACCUGUGGCUGUCCCCCUCAGCAACAAAUAUCUUGUUCUGGAUGCUGGUGAGGGGGAUGACCUGACAGGGGAUACCCACGGUGACCGGGUCUCUGGCACUGAGCCUGGUGCUGUUGUGCAUGAGAGAAGGAGGGAGAGGAGGAAUACGGUAGUCGUAGGGAAUUCUAUAGUCAGGGGAACGGACAGGAGAUUCUGUGAGCCUGACAGAGAUACCCACAUGGUGUGUUGCCUCCCAGGUGCCAGGGUACGGGAUGUUUCGGAUUGGGUCCUGAAUAUUCUGAAGGGGGAGGGUGAGCAGCCAGUUGUCUUGGUACAUGUUGGUACCAAUGACAUAGAUAGGACAAAGGUGGAGGUCCUGAAGAGAGAUUUCCAGGAGUUAGGAAGGAAGCUGAGAAGCAGGACCUCCAGGGUAGUAAUCUCGGGAUUGCUACCUGUGCCACGUGCUAGUGUGGCAAGAAUAGUAGGAUCAAGCAGAUGAAUGCGUGGCUGAGAGACUGGUGCAGGGGGCAGGGCUUCAAAUUCUUGGAUAAUUGGGAUCUCUUCUGGGGGAAUUUUGAUCUUUUCAAAACGGACAGGUUACACCUGAACCCGAAGGGUCCAAUAUCCUGGCAGGAAAGUUUAAUAGAGCUGUUAGGGAGGGUUUAAGCUAAUUUGGCAGGGAAAUGGGGACAGGAAUGACAGAGCGGAGGAAGAGGAAAACAGAAAUAAAUCUAAGACAGUGAGCAGUAAAGAUGUCAGGAAAGACAGGCAGGUGAUGGGGCAAAUUUGGAGCCAUUAGGAUGAGUUGCAGUGCAAUAAAGUUGCAGUGAAAUCAAAGCGAGAAGUAUCAAAUACUGGUCUUAAGAUGUUAUACUUAAAUGCACACAGCAUAAGGAAUAAGGAGGAUAAUCUUGUCGUACAGCUACAGAUUGGCAGGUAUGAUAUUGUGGCCAUCACUGAGACCUGGCUAAAGGAUGCAUGUCUCUGGGAGCUGAACGUCCAAGGAUACACAGUGUAUCAGAAGGAUAGGAAGGUUGGCAGAGGGGGAGGCGUGGCUUCAUUGGUAAGAAAUGAUAUUAAAUCAUUAGAAAGAGGUGAUAUAGGAUCGGAAGGUGCAGAAUCUUUAUGGGUCGAGCUAAGAAAUCGCAGGGGUAAAAGGACCCUGAUGGCAGUUAUUUAUAGGCCUCCAAACAGCUGCAGGGAUGUGGACUACAAAUUACAACAGGAAAUAGAAAAGGCUUGUCAGAAGGGCAGUGUUAUGAUAAUUGUGGGGGAUUUUAACAUGCGAGUGGAUUGGGAAAAUCAGGUCGGCACUGGAUCUCAAGAGAGAGAAUUUGUACAAUUUCUGCGAGAUGGCUUUUUAGAACAGCUUGUUGUUGAGCCCACUAGGGGAUCGGCUGUACUGGAUUGGGUAUUGUAUAAUGAACCGGAGGUGAUUAGAGAGAUUGAGGUGAAGAAACCCUGAGGAGGCAGUGAUCAUAACAUGAUUGAGUUCACUGUGAAAUUUGAAAACGAGAAGCCGAAAUCUGAUGUGUCAGUAUUUCAGUGGAGUAAAGGAAAUUACAAUGGCAUGAGAGAGGAACUGGCCAAAGUUGACUGGAAAGGGACACUGGCGGGAAAGACGGCAGAGCAGCAGAGUUUAUGUGAGAAGUGCAAGACAGGUAUAUUCCAAAAAAGAAGAAAUUUUCGAAUGGAAAAAGGAUGCAACCGUGGUUGACAAGAGAAGUCAAAGCCAAAGUUAAAGCAAACGAGAGGGCAUACAAGGAAGCAAAAAUUAGUGGGAAGACAGAGGAUUGGGAAGUUUUUAAAACCUUACAAAAGGAAACUAAGAAGGUCAUUAAGAGGGAAAAGAUUAACUAUGAAAGGAAGUUAACAAAUAAUAUCAAAGAGGAUACUAAAAGCUUUUUCAAGUAUAUAAAGAGUAGAAGACUGGUGAGAGUAGAUAUAGGACCGAUAGAAAAUGAUGCUGGAGAAAUUGUAAUGGGAGAUAAGGAGUUGGCAGAGGAACUGAAUGAGUAUUUUGCAUCAGUCUUCACUGAGGAAGACAUCAGCAGUAUACCGGACACUCAAGGGUGGCAGGGAAGAGAAGUGUGCGCAGUCACAAUUACGACAGAGAAAGUACUCAGGAAGCUGAAUAGUCUAAAGGUAGAUAAAUCUCCUGGACCAGAUGGAAUGCAUCCGCGUGUUCUGAAGGAAGUAGCUGUGGAGAUUGCGGAGGCAUUAGCGAUGAUCUUUCAAAAGUCGAUAGAUUCUGGCAUGGUUCCGGAGGACUGCUAUUUAAGAAGGGGGCCAGGAAGCAGAAAGGAAAUUAUAGACCUGUUAGCUUGACAUCGGUGGUUGGGAAGUUGUUGGAGUCGAUUGUCUAGGAUGAGGUUACAGAGUACCUGGAGGCAUAUGACAAGAUAGCAGAACUCAGCAUGGAUUCCUUAAAGGAAAAUCCUGCCUGACAAACCUAUUACAAUUUUUUGAGGAAAUUACCAGUAGGCUAGACAAGAGAGAUGCAGUGGAUGUUGUAUAUUUGGAUUUUCAGAAGGCCUUGACAAGUUGCCACACAUGAGGCUACUUAACAAGAUAAGAGCCCAUGGAAUUACGGGAAAGUUACAUACAUGGAUAGAGUGUUGGCUGAUUGGCAGGAAACAGAGAGUGGGAAUAAAGGGAUCCUAUCCUGGUUGGCUGCCAGUUACCAGUGGUGUUCCACAGGGGUCCGUGUUGGGGCCGCUUCUUUUUACAUUGUACAUCAACGAUUUAGAUUAUGGAAUAGAUGGCUUUGUGGCUAAGUUUGCUGACGAUGCGACGAUAGGUGGAGGGGCCGGUAGUACUGAGGAAACAGAGAAUCUGCAAAGAGAGUUGGAUAGAUUGGAAGAAUGGGCAAAGAAGUGGCAAAUGAAGUACAAUGUUGGAAAGUGAAUGGUUAUGCACUUUGGCAGAAGUUAUAAACGGGCAGACUAUUAUUUAAAUGGGGAAAGAAUUCAAAGUUCUGAGAUGCAACGGGACUUGGGAGUCCUCGUACAGGAUACCCUUAAGGUUAACCUCCAGGUUGAGUCGGUAGUGAUGAAGGCGAAUGCAAUGUUAGUAUUCAUUUCUAGAGGAAUAGAGUAUAGGAGCAGGGAUGUGAUGUUGAGACUCUAUAAGGCGCUGGUGACACCUCACUUGGAGUACUGUGGGCAGUUUUGCUCUCCUUAUUUAAGAAAGGAUGUGCUGACAUUGGAGAGGGUACAGAGAAGAUUCAGUAGAAUAAUUCCGGGAAUGAGAGGGUUAACAUAUGAGGAAUGUUUGUCCGCUCUAGUCAGAGGGUAGUGAAUCUAUGGAAUUUGUUGCCACGGGCAGCAGUGGAGGCCAAGUCAUUGGGUGUAUUUAAGGCUGAGAUUGAUCGGUAUCUGCGUAGCCAGGGCAUCAAAGGUUAUGGUGGGAAGGUGGGGGAGUGGGACUAAAUGGGAGAAUGGAUCAGCAUGAUAAAAUGGCGGAGCAGACUCAAUGGGCCGAAUGGCCAACUUCUGCUCCUUUGUCUUAUGGUCUUAUGGUUGGAUUUAUCUUUUUUUGGAUGCAUGGUUACGUAUUUUAAAUGAAUCUAAGAUGGCCGUUGUUAAUUAGGUGUUAACUUUAAAGGCAUCCGCUAGUCUUGCGAUCUGCACCUGGAAAGUCUUCACUCUCCAGGGCUCAGGCCUGGGCAAGGUUGUAUGGAAGACCAGCAGUUGUCCAUGCUGCAAGUCUCCCCUCUCCACGGCACCAAUGUCGUCCAAGGGAAGGGCAUUCGGACCCAUACAGCUUGGCACCAGUGUCGUCGCACAGCAAUGUGUGAUUAAGUGCUUUGCUCAAGGACACAACGCGUUGACUCGGCCGGGACUUGAACUCACGACCUUCAGGUCGCUAGUCCAAUGCUUUAACCACUUGGCCACGUGCCCACUAUUGUUAGACAUAAUAUGAAAAUAUUUGGAAUUUGUUUAUUUCUUUAUGUAACCUUUGUUAUGUCUUUUUGGUGGUGGUAAUGUAUUACUUUGUAAGCAGGGGCUGCUGACUGAGACAGAAGUCAAGAGUCAUUUGAGUAGCAUGCUGUCCGCCUAUUGGACAGUUUCUGGGCUUUCGGGGGAGGAGGGUGGAUCUAUUGGAUUAGGUUUUUUUUCGGCUAGGCAGUCCUGAGAGUUUUUUUUGUCAAUUAUCUUGCUUUUCUUUCUGAUCGAGUCAUGCUUUGUCUUUUUACAGAUUUAGUUUGCGCCUGAGCAUUAGCUUACUUUAUAAAAUUUUUAAUUAAACUUUAAAUAUAGAUCUUAAUAAAAUUAAUAUUGUAUCUUAGAAUCUGAACGGUAUGAACCAACCUAUUAAGCACAGAAAGAUUUUUAAGAAAUUAAAAACACUUUAUGCGGAUAUUAUUUUUGCACAGGAAACUCAUAUCCGUAGGCAGGAUGAAAACAGUUUUUUUUUAAUUUUGGAAGGAACCCUUAUUUCAUUCUUUAGCAGUAAAUAAAAUAAGAGGGGUAUCUAUUUUUAUUAAUUCUAAAAUCCCUUUUGUACAUUUUAAUACUGUUACUGAUUUAAUUGGAAGAUAUUUAAUUGUUAUUGCUCUAUGUGGUCAAAAGUUAGCUUUGUUGUGUGUUUAUGCACCUAAUAUAGCUAGCCCUGAAUUUUUUAAGAAGCUAUUUUCUGUGCUGCCGAAUUUAAAUGAAUAUAAGUUGAUUACGGGUGGUGACUUUACCUGCUGUCUCAAUCCGUCAAUUGACAGAUCGUCCACCAAUCCGUCGCUUCGUAAUAAAGCUGCGACUUGUAUUAAUUCUUUUUUAUUAGAAUACGGUCUGGUUGAUACUUGGAGAUUUAUGUAUCCUAAGGAUAAGGAUUUUUCUUUUUUUCACAUGUAUACCAUAAAUACUCAAGAAUUGAUUAUUUUUUGCUGGACACGCGAUUGGUGCCCUCUGUUGCUGAUUGUGCGUAUGAUGUGAUUGUGUUGUCGGAUCAUGCACCCAUGAAAUAAACUUUGAAGUUCUCUGAUAAUAUUCUGAAGAUACCUCAGUGGAGAUUUAAUGCUACAUUUCUACAAGAUUCAACGUUUGUAAGUUUUAUUAAAGAGCAAAUUUCUCUAUUUUUUUAAUUAAAUACAACUGAGGGAAUGUCAAAUUUUGUUAUUUGGGAUACGAUGAAGUCUUUUCAUAGGAGACAGAUGAUUUCAUACUCAGUAGGUUUAAGAAGAAAAACCAAGGUGGAACCUUUAGUGAUUACUAAUAGGAUUAAAGAAAUGAAGUUUAUUCAGUAAUGUCUAGUGAAGAUCUCUAUAAGGAUAAAGGGUGGAACUCUAAACACAGCAUGAUUUGCCUUCGACUUUUCCCAUUGAG
Messenger RNA from Mobula hypostoma (lesser devil ray), 9226 nucleotides. It is a transcript of the gene fam120b, whose product is annotated as family with sequence similarity 120 member B. NCBI's taxonomy places the organism in Eukaryota, Metazoa, Chordata, Chondrichthyes, Myliobatiformes, Myliobatidae. The transcript is spliced from 11 exons. The record is from RefSeq and is a predicted model, not a curated record. The coding region runs from base 222 to 2285 and encodes 687 amino acids. Gene Ontology annotation, cellular component: nucleus.